AUGGAGCCCUGCAGAGUCCUGGCUCUGUGCACCAGCGUCCUGGCCCUGACCUGCCUGCUGGUGGCUCUGAGCACCGACUACUGGUACCUGGUCAUCGGGGCACACUUCACGGCACACUCGGGCAUCUGGAGCAAGGAUCCCAGCGAAUCAGUGAGAGGCUCUGUCCGAGUGACACAGGGGUUCGGCGUGGUGGCGGCACUCUGGGGCGUGGUGGCCGUGGUGUUCCUCGGCAUGUCUUACAUCCCUGCCCUCUCGGCCCCUGGCCGGGGCCCCAUCGUCUCCUGCUUCACGGCCUUCGCCGCUGCCCUGUCCACAGUGGUAGCCUUGGCUGUCUACACCAGUAUGCGCUGGAGCCAGCCUACUCACGCCCAGAUCCAGAGUCUUUUCUCCUGGUCCUUCUACGUGGGCUGGACCUCCACCGUCCUGUUUCUCAUCACAGGAAGCCUGAGUCUGGGUGCCCACUUCCGCGCCCAUCAGACCAGCUACGACAACAUGUGA
This is a messenger RNA of Suncus etruscus (white-toothed pygmy shrew), 498 nucleotides long. It is a transcript of the gene NKG7, whose product is annotated as natural killer cell granule protein 7. The record is from RefSeq and is a predicted model, not a curated record. Gene Ontology annotation, cellular component: plasma membrane. The transcript has 4 exons. The coding region runs from base 1 to 498 and encodes 165 amino acids. NCBI's taxonomy places the organism in Eukaryota, Metazoa, Chordata, Mammalia, Eulipotyphla, Soricidae.